This is a messenger RNA of Engraulis encrasicolus (European anchovy), 3009 nucleotides long. It is a transcript of the gene dcun1d2a, whose product is annotated as DCN1, defective in cullin neddylation 1, domain containing 2a. The transcript is spliced from 6 exons. The record is from RefSeq and is a predicted model, not a curated record. Gene Ontology annotation, biological process: protein neddylation. Lineage: Eukaryota; Metazoa; Chordata; Actinopteri; Clupeiformes; Engraulidae. Gene Ontology annotation, molecular function: cullin family protein binding; ubiquitin-like protein binding; ubiquitin conjugating enzyme binding. Gene Ontology annotation, cellular component: ubiquitin ligase complex. Bases 732 to 1652 code for a protein of 306 amino acids.
UAUUUUAUCGUCUUUCUGCACACUGCAGAUUUGCCUGUUUAGACUGGAAGACUGGGCACUUACUAAUAUUUACGAAAAAUGUUUGCUGAAAUCUUGAAUCACCUAAAAGCCACGGCUGAAAAUAGUGUUAACGUUAGCUGGAUGCUAAACGUCAUGGUAUCUGCUUGGAGCAGGGGCAAUGUUGACAGUUCAGAUGCACCGUUAGUGGCACUCGCUCUAUUUUGUAAAAUGCCCGAGUAAUGGCUGAUUUGCGUUCAAAAGACACCUGCAGUGUUGGGCUAUAUAACCUUCAAAUGCUUAACUCAAUAAAAAAGAUAACAUAGGCCUAUAUAUGCACAAGGUGAACGAGUAGCUUUAAAAGUCAACAAACUAUUUUUCCAGGUCAAUGCGUGGCUUUGAUAUUACAUUAACAAAUGUGCUUAGUAGGCACGGUUGGAAAUAACUCCCAACAUAUGCAGAGUUUGUUUGGGCUGUCCUGAGAUAGCUCAGAGGUCCUCCUACUUGAGUUACAUUCCAAGAGGAUCUUUUUUUGCAAGUGGCCUUCCAUAGUUAAGCACGUGCCUUGUGCCAUAAGCUAAAGAACUUACAACCUUUGCUUUAAUUUCUCACACACUCGCCUCACGUGCCUCUGUCGUUAUCUCCUUGUUUAGAACGUGUGUUUUGUUUUGGAACUAGGAAAUCGUAGGAAGAAAUCUGGACGAACUUCCCUGCCUGUUGUCGCGUGUUUCUGGAUGAGUGUAUUUUGGGGUCUCUGCCUACUUGCCUGUGUCUCGGUGUGUCUGUAUGUGCUGCUUCUGACGGUGUCAAACCCCCGUGUGCCUGGUGCUGAGUCUACGACUACGCCUGCUGAGCGUUUCUCCUUUGUGUCCGUGCAGCACAAGCUGAAGUCGUCGCAGAAGGACAAGGUUCGCCAGUUUAUGUCCUUUACCCAGGCUGGUGAGAAGACAGCUGUGUACUGCCUGACGCAGAAUGACUGGAAACUAGAGGUGGCCACAGACAACUACUUCCAGAACCCAGACCUCUACUACAAAGAAUCCAUGAAAACCUCAGUGGACCGGAAGAAGCUUGAACAGCUCUACAACCGCUACAAAGAUCCCCAGGAUGAAAACAAGAUUGGGAUCGAUGGCAUACAGCAGUUCUGCGAUGACCUCAACCUAGACCCGGCCAGCAUCAGCGUCCUGGUCGUGGCAUGGAAGUUUCGCGCCGCCACACAGUGCGAGUUCAGCAAGAAGGAGUUCCUUGAUGGCAUGACAGAACUAGGGUGUGACAGCCCCGAAAAACUGAAGGCACUGUUACCACGACUAGAGCAGGAGCUGAAAGACAGCGGAAAGUUCAAGGACUUCUACCAAUUUACCUUCAAUUUUGCCAAGAACCCUGGACAAAAGGGUUUAGAUUUAGAGAUGGCUGUGGCCUACUGGAAUCUGGUACUGACUGGCCGGUUCAAGUUUUUGGAUCUCUGGAAUAGAUUUUUAUUGGAGCACCACAAACGGUCCAUCCCCAAAGACACAUGGAACCUGCUGCUGGACUUUGGCAACAUGAUUGCUGAUGACAUGUCAAACUAUGAUGAGGAGGGGGCGUGGCCUGUCCUGAUAGACGACUUUGUGGAGUUUGCCCGGCCAAUCGUAACAGGAAGCAAGCGCAAGACGGUAUAAUCUCAGCCCCGCCUCUUCGGAAGGAGUGGGGUCUUGUUUUGCAUUGACUCUCUAGUUUUUUUUUAAAGACUUGUACAAACAUGGAAAAAAACAACAACAUAGAAAAAAAAGAAAAGCAGAAAAACACUUGAAGUCGGCAAGAAGAAAUCCAGUACAAGCAACAAAAAACACACACAGUACGCAGACCACCCGUCAAGAGGAAGUGCUACUGACGAAGACGUGGAAAAGGAGGAGGAGGAGGAUGGGGGGCAAGGCACGCAGGAAAAUAACGCUAGAUUCGCUUUCGAAGUCGCCAUGUGUGUGCAUUGUCAGCUGUUGGCACAGGCAAGCUAAUUCUAACCUCAGGCUCGAGAAGACGCCAUGGGGGACCAUCAUGUAUAUAUUAUCUGGACCCCCCUGCACCGUCCCUGGACCGCUAGCUGUGUACCACCUGUGGGAGAGGACGCCCUCUACCCACCCCUGCUCCCCCCCACCCACCCCACCUUAUGGCCACUCUUAAGAGUCGUGGGUGUGUGAGAGAGAGCAAAAGAGAGUGCGUGAGAGAGUGUGCAAAUAUCUCAGAGUACUUUGUUGUGCGGUGGGUUGAGAACUUUUUUUUUUUAAUUUUAUUUUAAUUUUGGUUUGUUUUUAAAUAAUUUCAAGUAUUUCCUGCAGGGCUUGGGAUGGUCGCACUAUAAACAGAUCCACUUUCUGAGCCAGAGUCCUGGGUUCUGAGCAGCAUGAGCAACAAGCUUGGCUCAACUCACCAGCACAAACACUAUUGUUACAGUUGUAAUAUACUGUAUCUACUGUAGCAGUGUGUACAGAGAGAAUUCUAUAAAGAAAUCAUAUUAAAAAAAAGUUAUAUGAAAAAAAGACACAAAGCUAGGGAGAGCAAACAAAAAAAGGUGUUUUGCGUACAGUGUGUCAACUCUGUUAUCCGAUGCCUCAAUAUCAUUUUAUUUCAGGUCAACCGUGUGACCAUAUCAUCUGUUCUUUUUGUUUUUUGGUUGUUUUGUUUUCUUGUUUUUUUCUCUCUCUCUCUUUCUUUCGGAUUGUAGAAGUUGGUGUGACUAUGUGCAGUUAUGUGUUUCUCAUCAGUUUUUGUUCACUACAUUUUUUUUGUCAGAUUUAUGUAAACGAAUAAAUUAUAGCUCUUUAAGUAAAACUGCUUUUAUUUCCUUGCCAUGUUUUUAUUUUUUAUUUUUGGAGAAUGGGGUUACGAUAUUUGUUGGUGUAUCUGGACAUGCGAAUAUAAGUUAUCGUGUACUUACAUGUAAUGUGUAUAUAGGUCCAUGGACUUCUAUAUGAAGUACUGUGUGUAUAUAUGCAUGUGGAAUGGCUAUAUGAUGACAAUACACAAUAUACUAAGACACAA